AGCACUGACCAAUCAGAGCGCAAAUACCCUGAACUUCCUGCUUUGAGUCUCCGAGUCCUGCGACGCUGACUGAAUAUGUUGACAAUAAUAAUAAACGCUUGAGUGAUGUUUAUAAUGUACGGAAUAUAUGAAGACUACAAACACAAGACAGUAUAGACGGGCCCAUGAUGGCCGUGUCUCUGCUGUGGGCAGUGGAUGUGUACGGCCGCGUGUUCAGUGUGUCUGCCGCCAGAGGGCGCUGGACACGCGCUGCGGAUCUGCUGCUCGAGCUGAAGCGCGUGACGGCCUCUCAGCAGUGCUGCUGGGGUGUUGGAUGCGAUCAUCUGCUUUAUCUCAAUGUCUGUCCCACUGAUGUACCUAUACGCCACCAGGAAGAGACCUAUGAAAACCAGAGAUGGAACCCAGUUGACGGUUUCACAGACACACUUCUACCGACAGACCGCUGGUCGUGGACAGAUGAGUCCGGCUUGAAUCAACAGCCUCUUCACAGCUUUGUGUUGCCUUCGGCUAACUGGGAGUGGGAGGGCGAUUGGUACGUGGAUGAUGAAAGCUGUGGAAGAGAAUCCUCAGAGACGGGGGGUUGGGAGUAUGCAGUGGAUUUUCCUGCCACCUUUACUAAAGAAAAGAAGUGGAACUCGUGCGUCCGUCGCCGGCGAUGGCUUCGCUAUAGGAGAUAUAAAGAACUGGGAUCGUGGACCAAGGUGCCUGUGGACAAAGCCAGACCUCCUCCAGAGCCAUUCACUGAUAUUAGCUGUGGAGGAUGGGACAUGAGUGACAGUCCUGAGAAGCACAUUUACCUGUGGGCGGUGUCCCAGCAAGGAAAGGUUUGGUUCCGUACGGGGAUCCGGCAGCAGAACCCAGAGGGAACCAGCUGGGAGUCUGUCCACGUGCCUAGAGAGGUGACUCAGGUUAGCGCAGGGCCAAAAGACCUGCUGUGGGCCGUGCUCUGGGACGGACAACUGCUGGUCAGAACAGGCAUCAGCAGAGACUGCCCGAAAGGGUCGUCUUGGGAGGUGGUGGAGUCUCCGAAUCAGAAAGGAGUCGCUCAUGUCGCAGUUGGUCUCAGUGUGGUUUGGGCCACAACUAAGGACAACAAAGUUUGGUUCAGGAGGGGGGUGAAUUCUCACAAUCCCACUGGCUCAGGCUGGAUUAGUAUUGGUGGAGAGAUGGUGAUGCUAAGUGUUGGGCCCAAUGACCAAGUAUGGGGGGUUGGCAGCGAUGACCGGAUGGUGUAUUUUCGUCAUGGCGUGACGGCCACAGAGGUCAUUGGCAGGUCGUGGGUCACCGUCUCUGCCCAGCUGGACUGCAGUGGAACCACAAAUCAUUCCAGUGUCUGCACACCUACCGAUGCUGCUGUCUUCAGUAGUGAAGUCACGACUCCUUCCCAGGGUUCUGUUCUGGGUUGUGAUGACACGGACAUUUCAAAGCCACGCCUCCCAAAGAUCACGAGCGACAGCUUUAUCUCCUCGCUGGUGUCUGAUUGUCCUGCUGCCCAUCCCAAUGUACCUGAGGGUAAUCAAGUGAUGAGUGAAGGGCCCGAUUCGUCUAUCAUGACCCCGACACUGCCGUGCAGCCAAUCAGAUGGUGGCGAUACACCGUGGAGUAAUGUCGAGUUGGAAGAGAUGAAAGGCUCGGCUCCCAGCAUUGCCCGGAGCUCUGUAGCCACGUAUGCCUUAGAGCUGGAGCAGAGGACGGUGGAGGAAGUGCCGCCCUGGGCCUGUGUCGCCGGUGGAGGAUGUGACAUAGACUUCAGCUUACCUGUCCGCUGGCUGAACACCUCAGAUGCAAGACCGAUCUCUCCGUCCAUCAGCCCUGCUCUCAAUACUACAAACACACAAACACAGACUGAGAUAACUCAACAUGAAAAAGGCUCGACCAUAGAGAAGUGUGUACGUGUAACGAGAGGUUGUAUGUAUUGGUGGAGGGAUUGGUUUCCUUAUCAAUGGGAAGAUGUCAGUGUGAUGCUGGAGCAGGUGAGAGGUGAUGGAUGUCAGACAGAUCACAUCCUUUAUCUCUACUACACUGAAAACCAGCAGAAAAAGUAUUUGCAUGCUUCGAUAAAGGAGGUGACUGCACUGGUGCCUGUGUUUAGAGACUCUCUGUACACUAUGGCUGUGUACACACCAGAACGCACCCGACAGAGACGACCCAUUUUACUGGCAACUCGCUCUCUACAGGACUUCAGUACUUGGUUGUCUUUGCUGAACGAGUCGUGCUGUGAAUUCAGAGGUCUUGAAGAUCGUAUCUCUAAACAGGCCAUGUGGGCUGUGACAUCUAAAGGUGACAUCAUGGUCCAUGAACCGUCACCGAGUCUGGAGGCUGCAGCGCAGUAUUUACCAUGCGAUCACAUGUUCUGGCGUCAGGUCCCGGGUCACCUGUUCUGUGUGGAGUCUAACAGUCUGGGUGUGGUGUGGGGCGUCGGUCACGAUCACACCGCCUGGGUUUACACGGGGGGCUGCAGGGGAGACUCGACUCAGGGAGACGAAAAUGUUAAGCAGACAAUAACUGACAUCAGGAACGUCUACAUCUAUGAGAACCAGCGCUGGAAUCCCAUGACAGGAUACACGGAUAAGGGUCUUCCAACAGAUCGCUACAUGUGGAGUGAUGCUUCAGGUCUCAGAGAGUGCACCAAAGAAAACACCAACCCUCCGUCACCACAGUGGACAUGGAUUUCUGAUUGGACAGUAGACUACGGUGUGCCAGGAGGUUCAGACAAAGAAGGCUGGCAGUAUGCUGCAGAGUUCACUUUGACCUUUCACGGUUAUAAGACAAUGAAGGAUUUCGUGCGCCGCAGACGAUGGGUGAGGAAGUGUGAGAUCAAUCUUACUGGACCUUGGGAGAAGGUUCCACCCAUCCGGCUGACGGAUAUCACCAUCCUGCCGUGUCUGGCUCAGUGCGGUCUAGAGCAGGUUCCUCUGUGGGCCAUCAGCGAGAAAGGAGACGUGCUGUGUCGCCUGGGAGUCACGGCCGACAACCCUGCCGGCAACUCAUGGCUUCAUGUGGGGACCGACCAGCCGUUUAAGUCCAUUUGCAUAGGAGGAGGUCACCAGGUGUGGGGUAUUGCCAGGGACGGUGCCAUCUUCUACCGGGGCUCUGUGUCUGCCCACAACCCAGCCGGCGAGUGCUGGUACCACAUCCCCUCUCCUCCUCGACAAACGCUCAAACAGGUGUCUGUGGGCCGCACCUCGGUUUGUGCUGUGGAUGAAAACAGUAAUCUGUGGUACAGACAGGGUUUGACACCCAGCUAUCCUCAGGGCUCUGCAUGGGAACUCAUCUCCAGUAAUGUGUGUAAAGUGUCUGUUGGACAACUGGAUCAGGUUUGGAUCAUCGCUGAUAAAGUGCCAGGUUUUCCAUCGGAAAGUUCAGGAACUGUGUGCCACAGACUGGGAGUGAAGCCCAUGUACGCAAAAGGCCUGAGCUGGGACUUUGGCAUCGGGGGUGGAUGGGAGCACCUGUCAGUGAGAGGAAACUCCACAGAGGCUCAGCGGGUGACUCCGCGCAGUCCACAUCCCAGCCGGACACAGAGUCAGCCUCUUGCGGGACAUCGCUGACACCGGAGCUGUUUGCACACAGAGCGCUGGCCUACUGUCAUGCUCACUGAAACAGUCGAAAGAUAAAUGGACAGAUAUCUGAGACCCUGCGCCCUGCCCCGGGCAAAAGAAGCAAAUACAGUACUGUUGGCGGGUCACCGAGGAGUGGAGCUGAAGUUUUGGCCGUACAUGGAAAAUGAGUGCGUGGACGACAAAACGGAAACAGGAGCUACUGCUGUGUGCGGCAAUUUUAUACUUGAAAUAUAUUAUUUUAAUAUCGGUUUAUAUUUUUUUUGACAUACAUCUUACAGUCCACAGAAAGACUGAAUAGCUAUUCGCAUAAACUAAAUGAUUUCUGUGCUCCAUCUGUAAUACGUUUCCUUAUUAUAUGUAUGCGACAAUAUAAAUUAUGUAAAUGUUAUCAUAUUAUUUUCAUUAAAAUAAAUCACACUAAUAAUAAAUUAUAUAAAGCUGUCA
Messenger RNA from Misgurnus anguillicaudatus (oriental weatherfish), 4007 nucleotides. RefSeq names its product tectonin beta-propeller repeat containing 1b (gene tecpr1b). The record is from RefSeq and is a predicted model, not a curated record. NCBI's taxonomy places the organism in Eukaryota, Metazoa, Chordata, Actinopteri, Cypriniformes, Cobitidae. Gene Ontology annotation, cellular component: membrane.